Molecule: messenger RNA, 2820 nt
Organism: Monomorium pharaonis (pharaoh ant)
Lineage: Eukaryota; Metazoa; Arthropoda; Insecta; Hymenoptera; Formicidae
Product: ankyrin repeat, SAM and basic leucine zipper domain-containing protein 1
Exons: 10
Coding region: 1110-2624 (504 amino acids)
Biological process (GO): piRNA processing
Cellular component (GO): pi-body
Molecular function (GO): protein binding
Source: RefSeq, a predicted model, not a curated record
ACCAUUCGUUAUACAGGCCCUGAAAUUUAUGACAAAUCACUAAAACUCGAUAUACCUACUGACACAUUAACACAACUUCAAUUGAGCUAUUAUAUUUUUCACGCUAAGUAUGUCACAAUAAAAUUGACAAGAUGGUCCAUUUACUUGUGCUAUCUUUGCUAUGUUGAACAAUGGAAAAAAAUUCAAGUUACCCCCAUAAAAAUUUUCUUCAUGCUUCCAUGUUGUCCCUCAAUAUGUAAAAUUUUUUUCUUAUUUUUCCUAACUGCCAAAGAUAUUUAAGUAGUUAUGUAGUUAUGGUGAAUGGAUCAAACUGUACAUAUCGACUCUACUGGCAGACUAUCAAUUUACAUUUAUAAGAAAACAAAACUUUAAAGGAUCUGCGAUCAGCAUUUGCAGGUAUUGUAAUUAUCUCACCAAAUAUAUGAAUCAUUGAAAAUAUAUAUUAUGUAUUAGAUCUUGUAUCAUUGCUGUUGAAACACAUUAUAUUAACAUUGGACUACUUGCUGUUCGUAUAUAUCUAGCCAAGAUUUAUCUCUAAGACCUGAUGUCAUUGCAUUUAGUUUUUCACCAUGUAUCAUUUGCUUCGCUCACUUUUUAUUCUAGUUUUAAACAAUGGCGUUAUAUAGAUUAUUGAAUAAAUAUAAUUUCAUUCAGUCAAUCAUGUUUUUAUACAUUUAUUAAUUAUGAGCUAUUAUAUAUCCGGAGCAGCAUCCAACGCAUUUGUAUCCCAUUCUUCCUCGUCGCUUUUUUCUAUAUUUUUUUAAAAACUGUUUAUCGUGAUAUAUAUAAUCUAAAAUUACACUCACUUGACGGAUAUGUAGAUCGAUUACGAAGAGUUGAGCAAAAUAUCGACAGGCAAGACACUGCGGGCUAAACUUUUGUAAAGAAAUGCCAAAACUGAACAAACAACAGCGAUAUUACGCUUGUAUUGUAAUCCCGAAAUAAUUGUUAUGAUUGCGUUAAGAAAUGCUUCUUGGCCGGCAUUCAACGUGAAACGAUGGCGUUAUGCCAUUGCUGUAUCGGCUGCAUUCUAACCGCAUCAUCUGCAUAUAUCUUCUUCUUCCGCCCAAUGGAUUUCUGUCCCAAUUGGGACACAGUACCACGGUUUAAUGAAUUUGGAGGGCAACAGUCACGGAGUAAUGUCCAAGUACAGGAAUUUGAGGCCCGCUGGCAUGUCUGACGAUGACGAUGAAGACGAAGAUGACGAUGUUUUCUUCCCUGUCGAGGAGAAAACGUCUAAUGUCAAAGAACAUCAUUAUGCACCAAAAAAGACAAAGGUGGAGAAAGUCGUCGAUUUUGGUGAGAUGCACAAUGAGCAACGUAUCUAUGAAGAUCGCCUUGUGAGGGCUUGUACAAUGGAACAAUUGGAAGUGAUACGAGAAUAUGUCGAAAAAAACGAUGUCAAUAAGUUCCUGUAUACUGGAUGGACUUUGUUAUUAUAUGCCGCUUCAUUGGUACAACCAGAAAUAAUUAAAUAUCUCUUGACACAUGGUGCAAACCCAAAUAAGCAUAAAGAUGGAUUUACACCUCUCAUGGCACUGUGUAAUUCCACAAAGGAAACACCUAAAAAAUCUUUGAAGUGCCUUAAGCUUUUAUUAGAAGCAAAAGCUGAUGCAAACAUUACAAAUAAACGGAGGGAAACAGCUCUAAUGUACGCCUGUAUGUCGCAAAAUGUGGAAUUUAUCAUGGAGCUUAUAAAAUACAUACAAAACCUGGAUGCCUGUGAUAGUGAUGGAAAAACUGCAUUGAGCUAUGCUGCUGCAGCUAAUAAACUUGAUAUUGUCAAAAUUCUUUUGGCACAUAACGUAAAUACUUCAUUGACAGACAUGUAUGGUUCAUCUGCCAAGGAUAUUGCAGAUACGAAAGGAUUUACAGAGAUAUCUGUUCUGUUGAAUAAAGAUGAUGAAGUGGUAACUUUUUGCGAGAUAUCAGAGAUAAUGGCUUGGAAAGAUUUAUUUCCAAAUUUGUAUCCUAGAAAACAAGAAACUUUAGAUUAUGAUAUAUCGGUGAUGUUAUAUGGAAUGGGUUUGGAAAAAUAUGACAAAUUAUUUCAAGGAAUGGAUAUUAAAACUUUUUUACAGUUGACAGAAGAUGAUCUUUGUCGUCUGGGAAUUGACAUUACUGUUCAUAGACAUCAAUUUCUAGAAAAUCUUGACAAAUUUCAUAGCAAGAAAUGGCGUAUAAACACUUUUGGCAAUAUUAAGAAAACUGAUUCGUAUACAAUUUACGAUGGCGUAAUAUCACUAACAAAUGCAAAAAAACAGAUUGAUGUGAUAACUUCCAGUUUUCAAUAUAUCAAAAAUAAUUUGCUAAAAGCUACCAACAAAAAUAUUGAUUUACCUUCUGCGAAAAGAAUGAAAUAUGAAGAAGAACUGAUAAAAACACAAAAAACAUUGAAACUCCUAAAGAAUGAAAUAGUACAAGCUAAGAAACUAGCCCAAGAGAUCGAUAAGGAAAAUAACAUUGGUGUACCGGCAACUUGGAUUAAUCCUAAGAAUAAAGCUGGUUGGACUAUAACAAUAAGCAUUACAUUAAUGAUAGGACUGUACUUGUGCAAAAAAAUGUAUAUUCAAAGACUAUGGAAUAUGUGUAACUUUAGGGUAUCUUCAGCGCUUCGUUUUUAAACAAAUUUUACAUAAUGAAUAUUUUUUUCAAAAAAAAUUUGAAUUCAGAUAUUACAUUGUUUCAUAGUGCAAAUAAGCUCGUAAUAUAUACAUACAUAUAAUCAUUAUAUAUAAUUACAACUUAAAAUUCAGUUCUUAUAGUUUAUAUACAUUUGAAAAAAUACGUUUAUCAGGAAAUAUAUACUUUUUUAUAAUA